Molecule: messenger RNA, 2778 nt
Organism: Aspergillus thermomutatus
Lineage: Eukaryota; Fungi; Ascomycota; Eurotiomycetes; Eurotiales; Aspergillaceae
Gene: xlnR
Product: putative C6 transcription factor
Exons: 3
Coding region: 1-2778 (925 amino acids)
Biological process (GO): DNA-templated transcription; regulation of DNA-templated transcription
Molecular function (GO): DNA binding; DNA-binding transcription factor activity, RNA polymerase II-specific; zinc ion binding
Source: RefSeq, a predicted model, not a curated record
AUGGCGCAAUCUCAAACUUCCGGGCUCGACACCCUGGCAGAGGGUUCGCAGUAUGCGCUCGAGCAGCUGCAAUUGUCGCGAGAGGCUGCAGGCGGCGGCGGCGGUGACCUUGAUCAUGCUACAUCCGGUGGCAUGAGCGACUCUGUUGGCAAACCCAAGGAUCACAACAAUUCCCUCCCAAGCUUCAAGAAUCCUUCGCAGCGAGAUCCUCUCGUCGAGGCUCGUUCCACAAUCAGGAAAAACUCAUCCUCGGCACCUGUUCGGCGAAGAAUCAGUCGCGCUUGUGACCAAUGCAAUCAGCUACGCACUAAAUGCGACGGGCAGAACCCGUGCGCCCACUGCAUCGAAUUCGGGUUGACCUGCGAAUACGCGCGAGAACGGAAGAAGCGUGGAAAGGCUUCAAAGAAGGACCUCGCCGCAGCGGCCGCGGCCGCGACUCCUGGACAGCCGAAUGGCAGUUCAGCCAAGGAAGACGCAGCAAUGGUUGGAGGACACACUCCCCCAGAUAGGCGACCGGGGCUCAAUGGAAGAUACGACCCGACCUUCGACGCCCCUCGGAAUCUGAACGGCUCGGCACAGCACUCUGAGGCAUCAGGCAUGGUCGGGAUGCAGAAUUCUCAGCAUCUUCCGCCCCAUUCUCAGCCGCCCAUGGGCGGGGGCCUGGAAGGCUUGCCUCUUAAUGGUUUCGGCGGGUUGAGCGACUCGAGCCGACCUUCCAUGCCUGUCCCAGAACUCCAAUCACUGCAUAUGCUACAUUCCUCGCAUACAAACCCUCGCUCCCCGCCAUCUAUUCUACCCUCUCACAGGUACAACGGCGGGUACAAUGAGAGUGCGUACUCGCUCAUGAAUCCACAAGAGUCGACCUCGGCCUCGAUCAGCCAGUUCCGACUCGGUGGCUCUACAGAAAACCCACCAAAUUCGUUCCUCGGGCUCUCCCCGCCAGCUCAGUCGCCCGGCUGGUUGCCCCUUCCUUCUCCAUCUCCUGCGAAUUUUCCUUCGUUCAGCAUGGCCUCGUUUUCUACGACAUUGAGAUACCCCGUUUUGCAUCCUGUCUUGCCUCACAUUGCGUCCAUUAUCCCUCAGUCGCUUGCCUGCGAUCUCCUUGACGUCUACUUCACCAGCUCUUCCUCGUCUCACCUAUCCCCCCAGUCGCCGUAUGUGGUUGGGUACAUUUUCCGAAAGCAAUCCUUCCUUCAUCCUACAAAACCGAGAGCCUGCACACCUGGUCUCCUGGCCAGCAUGCUCUGGGUGGCAGCUCAGACAAGCGACGCCCCGUUCCUCACAUCGCCUCCAUCAGCGCGAGGCAGAGUCUGCCAGAAGCUACUCGAAUUGACUAUCGGCUUACUCAGACCGCUCAUCCACGGCCCUGCGCCCGGUGAAACAUCGCCCAACUACGCUGCAAACAUGGUCAUCAACGGUGUCGCUUUAGGUGGCUUCGGUGUCUCUAUGGAUCAGUUGGGAGCGCAAAGCAGCGCCACGGGAGCCGUAGACGACGUCGCCACCUACGUCCAUUUGGCCACGGUCAUCUCCGCAAGCGAAUACAAAGCAGCCAGUAUGCGUUGGUGGACAGCGGCGUGGUCACUCGCGCGAGAGUUGAAGCUCGGCCGCGAGUUGCCGCCAAACACUCCUCAGCCACGGCAAGAUGCUGAACGGGACGGGGACCCAGACGUCGAUCCUUCGAAGCGUCAUCCUCCACCUCUCAUCACUUCGAUGGGUCACGGUCCCGGAAGCACAGUCAUCAACAUCACCGAAGAGGAACGAGAAGAACGCCGGCGUCUCUGGUGGUUACUUUACGCGACGGAUCGCCAUUUGGCGCUCUGCUACAACCGUCCUCUUACGCUGCUAGACAAGGAAUGCGAGGGGCUCUUGCAACCGAUGAAUGAUGACCUGUGGCAAGCCGGUGAAUUUGCCAGUUAUCGCCAGGCAGGCCCUCCAGUAGAGUGUACAGGCCAUAGCAUGUUUGGGUACUUCCUGCCGUUGAUGACGAUUCUCGGUGAGAUCGUCGACCUACAGCAGGCCAGGAACCAUCCACGGUUUGGUCUUGCCUUUCGGGGCAGUGCCGAGUGCGAGGCGCAGGUUCUCGAGAUUGCGCGUCAACUAGAUGUCUAUGCACAGAGCCUGAAGGAAUUUGAGACGCGAUACACGAGCAACCUCGCUCUGGGUGCGGCCGAGACUGAGGCCGCCAUGGACGGGUCUCAUCUGAACCAUGUGAGCCCUUCGGGUCGCUCGAGCAGCACAGUCGAAUCCCGCGUGAACGAGUCGAUCGUGCACACCAAGAUGGUGGUCGCCUAUGGGACACACAUCAUGCAUGUUCUUCAUAUACUCUUGGCAGGCAAGUGGGAUCCGAUCAACCUGCUUGAUGACAACGAUCUCUGGAUCUCUUCCGAAUCAUUUAUUGCGGCAAUGGGUCAUGCGGUCGGCGCCGCGGAGGCCGCUGCGGACAUUCUGGAGUAUGACCCGGAUCUCAGCUUCAUGCCGUUCUUUUUCGGUAUCUAUCUUUUGCAGGGCAGCUUCUUGCUCCUCUUGACUGCCGACAAAUUACAAGGUGACGCAAGUCCAAGUGUGGUCCGGGCGUGUGAGACUAUAGUUCGCGCGCAUGAAGCCUGCGUCGUGACGCUCAAUACUGAAUAUCAGAGGACCUUCCGCAAAGUCAUGCGUUCGGCUCUCGCGCAGGUUCGCGGGCGCCUACCCGAGGACUUUGGCGAACAGCAGCAACGUAGACGGGAAGUUCUCGCUCUUUACCGCUGGACCGGUGACGGCAGUGGUCUUGCGCUCUGA